AAUCAAUACGACAUUAGUCCAGAAUGCGCUUCUGUUCAAUUGUCUGCGCUGUAUCUCUCAGCGCGAGCAUUCAGCUCCUCAUCUCGUUCUUUGUCAUAAUCCUCGUCUCCAUCAUCUGGAACCGCCGUGAUGACCCGAGGAUCUCCCCCCAAGAGAUGGCCAGCCUCCCCACGCCGGCUCCUGCAUCUUCUCCCGCGAUCUCUCCCCCUCCGAGCCACCCAGAGCAGCCGGAUCAGGUGAAGGAAGAGGAGGAGAAGGAGGAAUACCCCGUCGCACGACUUCCAUACAAAGAAGACACAAUCGUCACCCUCGUCAGCGAUAUCUACCGCAUCUACGUCCAACUGGGUUACAUGAACAACCGCGCUGACGGCAUGGAGGAACUAGCCUGGCCCCCACCCGGGGGCCAUGCCAUCAACGAGGCCAUCUGCCAAGAGCUCAACCUCAGUCCCAAGGUGAUCUCCUUGAUGCGACGACUUCCAUAUCCGGUCUCUUACCACAUCGCGGCCGAUCUCCCCUUCAAAGAGUGGUCCACGGCAUUCGCGUACAUUGAGGACCGGCAGAUUCGCGACGGUCGCGACCCGGGUCGCUGGAUCUUCGAUGAGCCGCGAACCGACUUCCUUCUCCCGCACGAGAUCGCUCUCGCCGGCGCGGAUGAUGAAGGGAUCCACCUGAUCCUGGACACGGACGAAAUACAGAUACGAUCCGAGCGGUUGAUUGGCAACAGUUGGAGGAUGAGGACGGCCAUGCCGACUUUCGAGGGCUUCCGGCCCAGCAUGCGCCAACAUUCUUGGCGGAGUAUGUGGACAAGCUCAGAUCGUUGGAGAUUAUCCCGGGGGGUCAGGGGAGUUGCGUCGGUUUUUAUGAAAAGGAGUAUCACAGUGCGCACCCGAUGAUCAAAAAAGUCCUGCAGGAGCAGUACGGCUGGCCGUAUGAUUUCCGUGAGACGGAGUGGAAGGCCGCAGCCAGAGACACCUUAAAGCGCCUGGGACAGUUGUAUCCGUCCUAGUGCGUCGCGGCUAGGAUAGAAUGAGAAUGCAUGGUCGUGAAAGCAAGCCGUCAGAAAGAGUCCCCGUGGUGCUCAGAGUCUUGACCCAUAUAGGUCGAUCGAUGACGCUUAGCUUGAAUACCUACUCUACUUACUCAGCUCCAAGGUGUUGGACACGAGGUGUGAUCGGUUUGAAAUUGUUCAGGGCUUCAUUCCCAAGUACACGAGAGUUCAUUAACCGCUCCCCCUCCUCCUCCUCCUCCUCCUCAAUAUUGGCCUUUUUAUAGUCACAACCUAUAUUAUCAGCGCGGGGGGGUUUGCUCACGGAAGCACGUAUGCAAG
Messenger RNA from Aspergillus brunneoviolaceus CBS 621.78, 1327 nucleotides. RefSeq lists its product as uncharacterized. Lineage: Eukaryota; Fungi; Ascomycota; Eurotiomycetes; Eurotiales; Aspergillaceae. The record is from RefSeq and is a predicted model, not a curated record. Bases 24 to 893 code for a protein of 289 amino acids. The transcript has 3 exons.